AUGUGGCUCCAGCCUGCUGAAAAUUGCGGGCGCACCCCAGCCAAGGCUGAAGGCCUGCGUGGCCAAUUCGCCUUUCGUUUUUGUCGACUCCAGAAUCCAUACAAGUAUAGAAGCUUCAUGCAGCGACUACGGUCGCUGCUGCUGCCGCCGCUGCUGCCAUUGUUGCUGCCACUUCCAGCAGACGCGGUAGAAACGCAUGCUGAUGCAAGCUCCUUGGUGCGCCGCGAAGACAGCCUCAAGACUGAAGCUGAUGACUCGCAUGACUCGCACACCGAAGCCUUCUUCGGCAGGCCAGACAGGAUGAUGGAGAUGGAGGUUGGACCACUCGGAAGCAUCAACAGCAAGGAACUGCCAGGCCAGAUCCGCCGCCAGGACUUCGUGGCAGGAGGUGCCUCCUUGGCAGAGGCGCGUGCAAAGCCUCGCGAGGUGAUGUUCGGCAUUUUCUGCAGGCGUGUGUUCGACGUGGAUGUCAUCAAAAAGACCUGGACAGGAGACAUCGUGCUGACCGUAAGCUGGAAUGACCCUGAGGUGUCUCAGGUACUGCCUGUUGGCAAGGAGGAUACCCGAUACUCUACAGAUGAUGCAAGGAAACUCAUUUGGCUGCCAGAUAUUGGAGUUACAAACCGGGAUUUCAAGAAUGUCGAAGUCAUCUCCUCCAGUGUGAAGAUCUGGUCCUCGGGCUGGGCAACAAAAGUCGAACGGAUGCUCGUGACGAUGACGAACGACUUUGACACCUCAGCAUAUCCUUUCGACCAUCAGUCGCUGCAAGUCAUCGUAGCAUCUGAGAAGCUGAUGGCUGAUGAGUUGGUUCUCAAACCUCACACAGACACGACACUGAUUGGAGUCAAGGAUGACGUGCUGACCGGAACUGGCUUCGGUGGCACAGAAGGAGCAAAGCCGAAGUAUUCCAUUUCCAGCUUCAAAGAGACGGAUGCCUUACUUGUGAAGAGCCGUGGACUGUUUGAGAUUCAGAUAGCUCGUGGUUUCGGAGGAGCUGGACGACAGAUCUUCGGACCCACGCUCACCUUGCUGGCUGUGUCCUACUCCGUUUUCUACUUUCCCCUCGUUCCAGCCUUUACCAUGCCACGUGUUGCUUCGAGCGUCAUCUCGCUGCUGGGCGAGAUGACCUUGCUGACCAAGGCGCGGGUGCCGGACUCGUGGACGGACGUCUAUAUGGAGAUGGUCUGCCUGCUGAUCGGCUCUGUGAGUGUGCUGAGCCUGUCCAUGGAGACUCUUGGCAGAGUAAAAAGAGAGAGACAGAGU
This is a messenger RNA of Symbiodinium necroappetens, 1263 nucleotides long. The record is from the annotation of a GenBank genome assembly. NCBI's taxonomy places the organism in Eukaryota, Dinophyceae, Suessiales, Symbiodiniaceae.